Nymphalis io (European peacock) is the source of this 646-nucleotide messenger RNA. RefSeq lists its product as uncharacterized. NCBI's taxonomy places the organism in Eukaryota, Metazoa, Arthropoda, Insecta, Lepidoptera, Nymphalidae. The record is from RefSeq and is a predicted model, not a curated record. The transcript has 4 exons. Bases 17 to 589 code for a protein of 190 amino acids.
UCCGAGGAUAAUUAAUAUGGAUAUGUUUCGUUCGGUUCUUGAGACGGUACCAAAGACGCGAACACAAAUGGUCAAUGAACUCGACAUCCCGGAGAAUGUGACAGUUACUCCCUACAUCUUGAGCGAGCCAGAGGAUACUACGGAGAGUGACGGCAUACCGUCUGUUAGUAUAGACGAGUUUGAUGCAAAGACAAUCAGCUCCGACUCCAGCCCGGCGUUAUCAAGAGCUAUGACAGAUUCAGAGAUAGAUUAUAGUAGAUAUAGGAGGUUCAAAAACAGGAGUCUAAGUGAUCCGUGGGUCCACAUGAGAAACGCGCUCGAUGCUUUUUCGCCCGAGUUUCUCGACUCCUUGAAUAGUUUUCAAGAUACUCCAUCGGACACCUUAGAAAAGUCUCCCUUGAAGCGACAUCGAUACAACGAGGAAUUAAAAUUAAAGAUGGAGCGCUUUUUCGAAGAGGAGUGCCGUGUAUUCUCUUCUGAUGACCCUGGUUUGAUAGCUCUGGAAGACGCCUUGAGGAGUACUGGCUUUAAGGCAGACGAGCAAAUUGGCAACCUGAUUGAGUCAGAAGUAAGCAGCAACGCUUCAUGAGCGUGAUUUAAUAUGGUGACCACUUUAAAGCUGUCCCUUUUCGCCUUCGAAUACUUC